AUCCUAUCCACACCUCAGGUAAGUGUACAAACUCAUGACCGUGCUUAUUUUCGUAAUAAAAUAUUAGGUCGAUAUCCUGAUAUAUAUAGAGAAUUUAGUAGUGAAAAAUUUGAUUAUUAUGGAAUUAUUGACAAGUCAUUAUGUAGAUAUGAAGCUGGAUCUUAUUUUAUUAAAUAUAGACAACAAGAAAUUGAAAUAACUGU
Molecule: messenger RNA, 203 nt
Organism: Racocetra fulgida
Lineage: Eukaryota; Fungi; Glomeromycota; Glomeromycetes; Diversisporales; Gigasporaceae
Source: the annotation of a GenBank genome assembly